GUAACAAAACAAAUUUACGUCAAGAACAGCACUGCCUUAUCUACAAAGGGGUGAGUGAUUCGUUGACUAUGGGAUGUUCUUCAUCCGGUGGAGGAAAAGAACGUGUGACUCCUCAGAAAGUCAAGAGCAAUUUGAGUUCAACAGUUGUGAAACAUCUAUUUUCAAUGAAAGAUGAAAACAAUGGAAAGGCAAGAUCGUCGUACAAAGAUGCUGAAGAAAGAGUGAUUGACUACAUCCAAGCUUCUGGAAUGAAACGUUCCGAAGACAUGGUGAAAUCAAUUCAAGAUGGAAAGUUGAUCGACUUCAAUGCGAUUGCUCCAACAUUGAAUGCUCCAACUCAAACUGAAGCUGUUGCAAGAGAAACAGAGAUGGCUCAAAACAAGAUUCUCUAUUCUGCAAAGCUUGACGAGAACAUGCGAAGAUCAGCCUACUUCAAAAUGAACAAGCAAACUGUCAAAUCAAACAUCAUGCUUAAGUUUGUGACGAAAGCAAUGGAUAUCAAGCUUCCAGGUGAAGCCAAUUUCACGACUACUCUUGAAGAUCCAAUCGAACUCUUGAAACGUAUUGAACGAUUCAUGAAGAAGAGUGCUGAUGCUGAGUAUGACUUCUUGGAUUUCUUCUGGGAAGCCAAUCAAAAGUUCUUUGCUAUGAAGCAAGGAACAACCGAAAACUUGAUGCAUUUCAAGGAACGAUUCUUGAGACAGGCUGAAGUCCUACAAGAUCUAUAUGGCGUUGCCUGGUUCCGAAAUUUUGCAGCCAAGACAAAAGCGUAUGCUGCUAUUGCUAGCACCGAUACUAUUGCUAAAGACAAGUUCAAGGAUGAUAUCUUUGAAGCUGUUCUUGCAACAGGAUUCCUGUGGAACUGUGAUCGAACGAGAACAGCUCCUCUGAUGAUCUUCAGACGAACUACUGCAGGGAAUCCAAAGACGGUCAGCAAAGCACAAGAUAUUUUGAAGAUUCAUAUGGAUGUGAUCAAGAAUCUGGGAGUGAACCUUUACCAAGGAAAAGACCAGCCAAAUAAAGGUAAAGGUAAACUGAAGGACGAUAAGAAAAAGGCAGCAUGUUAUGUAUGUGGCAAAGAGGACCAUAUGUCUCCAAAAUGCCCAGACAGACUGAUACCAGAGAGUCAAUGGAAGCAUCCGAAACACUAUGUUGAUUACGGGAAGAAGCUCAAUCUUAAUCAGAUUGGAGCAACUGUCCCAGCUACAGCUACAGUUCCUGGAACUUCUCCAGCGACAAGUGUAAAUACUGGUGGAACAUCAAGUGUUGCGGGAAGUGUUAACACACCUUUGCGACUUGCUGGUACUACAAGUGAUCAAAUGAUGCAAGUUCCUUCGGGAAUGCAGCUCAUGCAGAUUCCAACUCAAGGUGGCGGCACUGUAACUGUCCCUUAUUCUAUAAAUUCUAACGGUGAGAUUGUGUUCAGUGGAAUGCAACUCAGCCAACAAGGCUUCUGUGGUGCUCAAGUGAGCCAAGGAUUCGAUGCAACUCAAGCUCGAACUCCGCAAGUUGUGAAGACUGGCUAUUUUGAUACGUCAAAUGUCUUUCACGAUGCUAUCAUGGGAAAGGAUGAGAAUGCCAAUGAUGUCUAUCUUAUUCCAUGUCCUGCUGGAACGACUAACGUCGAACUUCAAUCCGACUGGCACUACGCUAGUGAAAAUGAAGACUUGCCUGAUCUUGCUACUGAAGCAGAUCGAGGUAUGCAG
Molecule: messenger RNA, 1706 nt
Organism: Cylindrotheca closterium
Lineage: Eukaryota; Bacillariophyta; Bacillariophyceae; Bacillariales; Bacillariaceae
Source: the annotation of a GenBank genome assembly